Molecule: messenger RNA, 594 nt
Organism: Triticum aestivum (bread wheat)
Lineage: Eukaryota; Viridiplantae; Streptophyta; Magnoliopsida; Poales; Poaceae
Exons: 3
Coding region: 1-525 (174 amino acids)
Source: RefSeq, a predicted model, not a curated record
AUGACCUUGGAGCUCUCCUUGCCAGCCAUGGAGGCCCUCCUCCACCUGCAAGGACUUCACGCCGCCACGCCGGAUCCCUCCUCCUGCGUCCGCUGGAUCCCGCCGCCGCCGUUCUACACCGAGCAGACACAUCGUCCCCGGCCCCUCGAGCCGCCACCCGGAGCCACGGGAAGCGGCCGCGGGUCGCCGGGAGCCUCCCCAGCCGCGGGAGCCCGCCCCCGCCGCCGGAGCCGCCCCGCCGCGCCCUUCGCCGCCCCUCAUCCUCGGCGGCGAGAGGCACGCAGGAGCCGCCGCCAGGGACGUGGACGUGUGCGGGCCAACCACCGGCGUACGAGGCCGCGCCUGAGCCUGCGGCGCGGCGGCGCGGAGCCCUCCGCCGCCAGUUCCCUGCCGGUUCGAGAUCGCCACCGGUCCCCUCCGUGCCGUCAUCGUCCUUCCUGCUACCAGCUCCGUCCUCCGCCCUAUCUCCGCGGCAAUGUUCUGCUCCAUCCAUCGGCGCAAACAACCUAUAGAGUCAAGGAGUAGAAUACCAAAAUACGAGCUGCAAAAGUGACUCAAAUUCCUCUUCCCUCACAAGUAACUACACUGGUAAUU